AUGUCUACGAAAACCGCGCUCAAAGCCGCCAAAGCUGCAAUUGGCGCAAAGGACUGGGAGGAAGCGAAGAACCAGGCCAAAGCAGUAAUCGACAAGGACCCAGACAACUACUUUGCGUAUCUGUUCCUGGGCCGCGCAAACGAUGGACUGAGCAAAUUCGAUGAGGCCGCAAAAGCCUACUACAAAGCGACCAAGAUCAAGCCCGAAGAUCCCCAGGCAUGGCUGGGUCUGAGGGCCAUGUACGAGGGGCUCAAGGGCGCAAAAGUAGACGAGAACAUUGACGUUGGUCUGACCCUGGCCCAAAUAUACAUGGACCUCGACGACCUCCAAAAAUCCCAAUCCGCAAUCGACAAGCUCGUCGACCACGCCCGCGCCCACGGCACAAAAAUGCAAUACGCCCGUGCCCUCAACACCCAACUCCCCUCCUCCCCCGUAUACACCUACCUCGAAGGCCGCCUCCCGGACCCCGCAAAAGUAUACUCACGCAUCGCCGAAAUUCACGAGACACACGACGCGGCAACUAUCAAGCGCCUCGUCGAAGAGCGGCGACUCCGCGUCGGCGCAACCCUCGAGGGCACGACCGCUGCUGUCAAGAAUGAAGUCUACGCCGCGAGCCCGCUGGAGGAUAUAUACGAGCAAGCGACCAAUUGGACGCGAGAUGAUGAGCUGCGAAGGGAGUAUGAAGAGAAGCUACUAGCGAGGGCAUAUGAUACCCUGAUGGUACUACCUGCUGGUCAGAAAGCAGAAAAGAGAGAGAAAGUCAUGCGCCUGGCGCACGACAUGGUGGUUAUCAAGCACCCAAACCUCCUAGCCUGGACCAUCGAAUUAGAAUGGCGAUCCGGCAUGGAAAUCGAGGCGCAUUGA
Messenger RNA from Bipolaris oryzae ATCC 44560, 864 nucleotides. RefSeq lists its product as uncharacterized. The record is from RefSeq and is a predicted model, not a curated record. Bases 1 to 864 code for a protein of 287 amino acids. Gene Ontology annotation, molecular function: protein binding. Gene Ontology annotation, cellular component: Ski complex. Lineage: Eukaryota; Fungi; Ascomycota; Dothideomycetes; Pleosporales; Pleosporaceae. The transcript is spliced from 2 exons.